GUCUCCCCGCUGACGUCACCAUUCUCUGUUGAACUAAACUACCAGCGCGUCACAGACCGUGGACGGCCGACACUAAUAACGCGCUGUUUAAUCUUCUUUUCAAACCGUCUAUCAUUAUUUUCCAUAUCUGACCUUUUUAUCACAACCCGACCGAACACUAUGAUUUACGAACCUGCAUGACAAUCCAGCUGUUUUCCUCCAUACGCGUGACACUUCCUGAUUUUCGCUCGGACGCAAGUGUCUGUUUUAAAGGGUCAGCUGAGAUGUUUGAAUGAGAACCAAAAAAGCAACUCUUGAACGCUUUACUGGCGACAAUUACUGCGGAUAUUGCUGUCGAGGAACAACCCGUAUUUAAUAAAAACAGCGUGCCUGCAGGACAAGGACCCUGUGAAUAUUUUCUUUCCCUGCUGUCUUGUUUAUAAAGGCGCAUCAGCUGACAAGAGCGCAUGGCUUUCUUCGGACAUUUAACAGAUAUUUACAUUAUAAGCUGAAUAGGUGAUGUCAGAUUAAGGUACGCAAGUAUGAAUACUAGUGAAUGGUGACUCAUCCGGCUGGGCGUUUGACAUAUGAUUCCUGUUUGUCUUAUUCAUCUAAUGCCGCAGAUAUUUCACACUGAAUUUAAUGCAACUUCAUGAGGGUCCGCUGCUCUCGUUUCUACCUCUGAUAAAUGUGCAGCGUUUCCUGGACUCAAUUGUACUGAGAAAUCAUCGUGUUUUAAUUUGUGCGUCUGUUAUCGAGCUUCGGUUGAGCCGUCGGACGAUACAAACAUAAGAAACUGGUUGUUUUUUUAUGAUUUAAUACUUGAAGUAAAAGUGCUGGUGGUUGGACAAUGAAGAAGUUCUUCGACGCCCGACGGGAGAUGGUGAGCUCCGUGCCCUUGUCUGGUGCUGGAGGCGGCGCGGGCUCCGGCAACGGCGGCACUUUUAUCGGACGGGUUUUCUCCAUAGGACGGUAUCAAGUCACCGUGGAGGAGACGUUGGCAGAGGGUGGUUUUGCCAUUGUGUUUCUUGUGAGGACCCAUCAAGGCCUCCGCUGUGCACUGAAGAGAAUGUAUGUCAACAAUGAACACGACCUUCAAGUGUGCAAGAUGGAAAUUCAGAUUAUGAGAGACCUGGUCGGUAACAAAAACAUUGUCGGCUUCAUGGACUCCAGUAUAACGGCAGUAGGAUCAGGAGAUGUUUGGGAAGUACUCAUACUGAUGGACUUCUGUAGAGGUGGUCAGGUUGUGAAUCUGAUGAACCAGCGCUUGCAGACAGGAUUCACUGAGCCAGAGGUGCUGCAGAUCUUCUGUGACACAUGUGAAGCCGUUGCAAGACUGCAUCAGUGCAAACCUCCCAUCAUCCACCGGGACCUCAAAGUGGAGAACAUCUUGCUUCAUGACAGAGGUCAUUAUGUGCUAUGUGAUUUUGGCAGUGCCACAAACAGAAGCCAGAACCCUCUUACAGAAGGUGUGGCGGCUGUAGAAGAGGACAUUAAGAAGUACACUACUCUUUCAUACCGAGCCCCAGAAAUGGUGAAUCUAUAUGGGGGGAAGGUUAUCACAACUAAAGCAGAUAUAUGGGCAUUGGGCUGCUUGUUGUAUAAGUUAUGUUUUUUCACAUUGCCGUUUGGAGAGAGUCAGGUGGCCAUCUGUGACGGCAGCUUCACCAUCCCAGACAACUCCCGUUACUCACACGACAUGCACUGUCUCAUCCGUUAUAUGCUGGAGCCAGAAUCUGACUUAAGGCCAGAUAUCUACCAAGUGUCAUAUUUCGCCUUUAAACUUGCACAGAAAGAAUGCUCAAUACCGAACAUCAACAAUUCACCCAUUCCAGAAAAACUACCGGAGCCAAUAAGAGCCAGCGAAGCCGUGGCCAAGAAAAGUCACAACAAAGCCAGGCUUAUUGAUCCAGUCCCCACCACUGAGACUUCCAUAGCACCUCGACAACGACCCAAAGCUGGCCAGCCUCAACCAAUCACAGGCAUUCUAGCCAUUCAGCCGGCUCUCACUCCUCGCAAAAGAGCCAAUGCACCUGCAGGAGCCAACCAGCCAAUCGGUGUUAACAUAGCUGUACAGCCUGUUGUUCCCAGCCAAUCUCAGACCCCUCAGCUUCAACAGGUUUCUGUUGGGCAGCAACAGGCUCCUCCCACUCCAAUACAAGCCACUCCCUCUCCAACUCAGACCACACCUCAUCAAACACUAUUUGUGCAACAACCUACAGCCUUCUUCACUGCUCAACAACAGCAUCAUUCAACGCAGGCCUGCGGCCUAUCUACACAAAUGGUUACAGCUUCCCCCACCCCUAAGCAUAGGUCUGCCCCUCACACCAGCUUCCUGCCUGCUCACGCAAAUUUAUCAGCAACUACACAGACAAAAACCAAAGCUAGGGCUCCUGCCCCGCCUGCACAGUGUUUACUGACUAACAGUGUAGAUGGUGAUAAGACAGCAUCCAGUUCUGGGCCUGUCCAUCGUAAAACAAAAGCUAUGGCACCUCCACCACCUACAUGCACGCUUGCUUCCACCCUUGCUCCACCCAAAGCCACCUCACCGCCAUCACCCCCUCCAUCUGUUUAUUCUGAAGUGGAACCAGAUCGGAUGUCUACAGCUGGGAGUCGUGGGGAGCAUAGAGUUGGCUCUUUGACUCCUCCCUCUUCUCCUAAAACUGCUCCAAAGGGAGGUCACAGAAGAAUUCUGAGUGAUGUCACACACAGCACCAUAUUUGGAGUUCCUGUCAGCAAGUCCACUCAACUCCUGCAAGCUGCUGCAGCGGAGGCCGGUCUCAACAAAUCCAAGUCAGCUAGCACCACUCCUUCUGGUUCUCCAUGCUCAUCACAGCAGAGUGUUUAUAAAUCAGUGGACACCUCUGGACCCUCGACUGGAGCCCCAGCAUCCUGGAACCCAUUUGGCGAUGAUUUCUCAAAACUUUCAGCUGAAGAGCUCCUUAACAAGGACUUUGCCAAACUAGACGCUAAGACAGGAGAGAAGUCGGGUCCUGAUAAUCUGAUUUCUGGGUUGCAGUCUGUAUCUUCCAAUAAUGGCUUUCUCCAUGGAGGAGAGAAAUUGAUUGAGGGUUUGAAGUCUCCUGACCCCUCCUCCUCUCUGAUCCUCCCCGACCUUCCUUUGAAUGACCCCUUCAGUCCUGCAGACUGUGGAAAUGCUGUUGUGGAUUCUUUGAUUCCUGGUCUGGAUCCUCUACAGACUGAUCCUGGGUCAGCCACAAUACCAGAAUCUUUAAUAUCAGGAGAUUCUCUUUUGGAUGGCCUUCUCUCCCACCCCGCCACUGGGGCUCAAAUACUGGCUUCAUCCCCCUUGUCUCUUCCCACCCAGUCUAUGGACCAGUUAACCCCUGUUGCUCUGAGCAGCGGACAGUCCCAUCAGGCAGUCUCAGAUCCCGCUCUCCCUCUCUCCGGCUUCCAGUCUUCUGAGACUGGGGACCAAAGCACCCAUAACCAGUUUGACCCAAUUCCAGUGCUAAUCUCCAAAACCUCCAGCCAAGGAGCCAAAAGGAAAAGUAAUGGGUUUGAAGCGCUUUUAGAGAGUGGUGAGGUUGAGAACAUCAUUGAGGACUGUCUUCAUUCCAGUGAUGAAGAAGAUGAUGAAGGUGUCGGAAAACAAAGUGAACAGUCGCAGGUGAGCGGUGAAGAAACGCCUAGUCUGGAUUGCAGUGGCUCCAGACCCUUACUUCAAGACUCUGAAGAGGAAGACGACCAAAGUCCUGUAUCCUUAAUAAACCUCCAGAUGUCACCUGAGCACUUGCCACCGUGUGGCUUACCAGAGCCGUCUCUGGAACAGAACACCGUAAACCACUCCCCCAAUCUCCCGUUAAACACGGAUCCGAGUGUGGACGUCUUCUCCAAAGCUCCGUUUCAGAUCGCUGAAGAAGCAGAUAGCGAUGGAGACGUUUUCACCAACGCGCCUUUUCCUCGUCACCCGGCUCAGCCUCAGCAACCUGAUGUUUUUUCGCAGGCUCCCUUUGGUAGGAAGAAGGAAUCUGCAGGAAACGUUUAUUCCAGUCCAGUGGCCCAUCCUAGAUUUGCACAUCCACAUCCAGUGAGCCUUGACCAGAGCAUCCUUGGCCAAAUGGCUCCUCUGCCCUUUAAACCUCAGGCACUUUCUAAAUAUUCAAGACACUAUGAAGGACCUUUGAAUGUGUUUGAUCUGGGGGCGUCGGAUGUAGAGAACAGGGGUACCGUUGACGGCGGCCACACGUCGACGUCUGAUUCGACGACUUCUGGUGAUCCGUUCGUCUCGGCGCCCUUUCACCUUAAGGGCCGUCAUGAUAAACACUAAGAGCGCACCGCACAAACUACACUUGCCUGCUGUAAGAUUCGAGCUGGAAACCUUUGUUAUAGAGCUACUCAUUUAUAAAGCAUUUGAUCACGAUUAAAGCACAUUUAUGGCCUCUGGCUGUUUAUCUCGGGGUACAGUAUAUGGUGUAUGUCUGACAUCUUAUCCUACCUCAGCUUAUGCUGUAAAGCUUAAAGGGAUAGUACACCCACGAAUGAAAAUGUUCUCGUAUUGAUUGUUAUUUCUUUAUCUUUUUGGGGAAUGGUUUUUUUUGGAUGGUGGAUGCAGGUUUCAGUCACUAACAAUUUUGUCUUUCAUGGAAAAUUAAAGAGACAGAUGGGUUUAAUACAACAUGAAGGUGAAAUGAUGGCAUCAUUUUUUUAAUUUUAAAUUCUGUUUUGUGGAUAAACCACAUCUUACACUUUGGUGUUUUGCAGGCAUUUUUUUGGAGCUUAAACUCUACCUGUCUAUUCAACACGGAAAUGUUUUCACCUUUGGGCUAUAAAAUGUUUUUUAAAUUAUACACAGUAUUUCUCUUUUUUUCUGGUUGUAUAGCUAUUUGACCAUGCUCCUUUUUUUUACAAAGUUCACGAGAAGACAUAAACAUCAUAAAUUUCAUGAAUUUAUUUCACUUGAAAGCCUUGAAUGUAUUUCAGUUUUGGCCUCCUGGAUUAUAUUUAAUUCUUUCAUCACGUUUAAUUGCAUUGUGUCUCUUAUGAAACUAAAUGUAUGUGAAAAAUAAUUAAAAACCCCUUUUCAUGUACUGUAUAUUGACACGUUGAAUUGAAUGCAACAAAUGUAAAAGAUUUACCCAGAUAUUUAUUUCACGAAUGAUUUUUCUAAUAACCUUUGAUCACCAACAGUAAGUAAGCAAGAAUGAGCUGUGCAGAUGGACAUUAUAUCAACACCUUGAUCUUAUCUUUUAACAGUGUUUCAAAAUUAGAUGUUUAGCAUACCAGUGUUAUACGCUAGGCAUUCAAUCCAGUGUGUUUUGGAUUUUAUUGCACAGACACAAAUAAAAGUAGAUAACAUGGGCAGCUAUUCAUAUUUGUUUCUGCAUAGAUUGUCAAGUUAUUGUACAUCUGGCUCUCUUCUCUCUUUUUCAAUCUCAUAGGCAACAUUCAGCCCCAAACACAUUUUAUUUUUAAAACAGACAUGCAUUUACAUUUUAAUAAGAGGUAUGAAGAAUAAGAAUCGUUGUAUGUGGUGAGGUUUUUGGGGUGCUGAUGCUGUAUUUG
Molecule: messenger RNA, 5505 nt
Organism: Misgurnus anguillicaudatus (oriental weatherfish)
Lineage: Eukaryota; Metazoa; Chordata; Actinopteri; Cypriniformes; Cobitidae
Source: RefSeq, a predicted model, not a curated record